This is a messenger RNA of Strongylocentrotus purpuratus (purple sea urchin), 7753 nucleotides long. RefSeq names its product centrosomal protein of 290 kDa (gene cep290). The transcript has 52 exons. NCBI's taxonomy places the organism in Eukaryota, Metazoa, Echinodermata, Echinoidea, Camarodonta, Strongylocentrotidae. The record is from RefSeq and is a predicted model, not a curated record. The coding region runs from base 185 to 7678 and encodes 2497 amino acids.
GUCGAUAUUCGUUGUGAUGGACGCUGAAUGAAAAAUGGCUCUUUCGUCAACAUUCCGUUGAUGCCGAUUCAAACCUUCGGAUCCAAACUAGAAUCGUUAAAACAACAAGUGUUAGAAGACUCCUAGCUUUUCAGCAGGAGGAGCUCUGUUAGUUACCCGUGGGAGAGUGGACUGAUCCAUCGCCAUGGCACCCAUCAACUGGGAGACCAUCAUGGAGGUGGAGAGUACGGAGAUGACUGACGAGAUGGCUGAUGAACUCUUUGAAAUGUUAGCCGAGGUUGACCAGGCUGAUGCUAAGGAUGAUGAGCAAUGGCAGCAGCUGUUUGAUGUGACUAGGGCCAUCAUGCUGAUGAAGUCUGCCCAAGCUAACGUUGCCCUCGAGGAGCUUGAGCAGCUAGCCACUGAACAGGGCAAGGAAGGUGUCAUGAAUGAACAAGGAUUAAUCGACCAGAUCAGAGAGCUGGAGGAGGAAAAUAAGAGAUUAGAGCGCAUGGGAGGAGCCGGGGGAUCCAGAGACACCCGUCAGCUCCAGAAUGAGGUCCAUGAACUCAGCAGGCAGGGGGAUCUGCUCCAGAGGGAGCUCAAGGAGAAAGAGAGGGAUCUUUACAAGGAGAAGUCUGAAGCAGAGAGGCUACACACAAGACUAGAGGAAACCGAAAAGGAAAGCAGAGAUAUGAAAAGAGAGAUUGAUGCGCUUCGUAACGAUCUGCGUGAUUACCAGAAACAGAUGGAAUCGCAGCGUGAGAGCCUGAGGACGCGCCGCGGUGACGAUGUGGAGUACUCGGAUAAGAUUCGGCAGAAGAACCGGGAGAUCAACUCCCAGCUUGAAGAAAUCAAGAAUCUGACCGAUCACAGUGAGCUCCUGACCGUGACAAUAAAGGACAUGGAGCAGAAACUGAAAGAAGCGGCUAAGGAGAUGGACAGCAUUGCCGAGGACUACGUCAAGAUUAAGAAACUCUCCGGACAGUCCGACUCCAAAGCUACCCGCCUUAAGCAGGAGAAUGAUGUGCUCAAAGAACAGAUCAAAGAGUUAUCUGACAAGCUUCAGAAUCAGCUUCAAGGUGAUGAUGAUGUCAUGACUGAACUGAAUAACAAGGUGGAGGUCUGGAAGGCUGCACUGGAAGCGAAAGAUGCGGAGAUCGACCGUCUGAAUCUCAUCAUACAUCAACAGAAGGAUCAGAUCACCGCCAGUGAGAUUGAUACAGAUAAGACUUCGGUCGUAUCCCUCGCAAAGGCUUUGCAACAGAAAGAGGCCCAAUUAACUGCUCUCAGACAUCAACUUGAGGAGUCGGCGAGGGAGAUGGACGAGAGGGCUGAGGAGCUGGAGAUGUUGAAGAAUGAUGCAUCCAGCGGAGCAGCUCCCACUGUGCGUCUUCAGAACAUGGUGACCAAGCUGCGAGAGACCCUGAGAGAGCAAGAGAAAGAGAUGAAAGCGGCCGAGGGGAGGGUCCAGCAAGCCGAGACCGAUGCGAGAAAAAAAGAUAAAGAACUAAAUGAAGCUAUCAACAGAAUGAAGGAUUAUGAAGAGGGCGAGUAUGGAUUGGCUGAAGCUGUACAGGAGAUUAAACUUGGAAAGAAACAAAUAGCACUACGAGACAGAAAUAUUGAGCAGCUGACACAGAAUGUGAAUAAAGCCGAGAUCCAGCUGAACGAACUCCUGGAAGAGAAUGAAGAAUUGAGAAGCAGGCUGGGAUUCGAUCCUAAGCAACCCAUCGAUAUGGAGCAGGCUCGUCUUUAUAGAGGGCAGCAACACCAACAAGACAGGGCGCUGAAUCAGGUUUUGGCCAAAGAGGUGGAGAGACUGGAAGAAGAGAGGGUUACUCUUAAGAAGCAGAUCAGAGCCUUAGCAACGCAAAGAGCACAGAGGGGUGUUGCUCUAGGUCUCACAUCUGAUGAGAUGUUGGCUGUCGAUGACUUUGCCGAGGAGCUGAAGAAUAGCCGCAAGCCGGGCAGUGCUCCUUCAAAGGCUGCUGAAGCCCUCAAAGACAAAGGCCUGGGACCUUCAGAUUCAGUCAGAGUUAGGACCCACCAGCUAGAGCAGGAGGUGGCCCGGUCAGAGCAGUCCAUGGAGAGGCUACGCACCCAGCUCACCGAGAUGAAAGCGGAGAACAAGAAGCUCACCAACGACAAUCAACGGGUGGAGAAGAGCAUGAAGGAGAUUCUCCAGGCCCUGAAGGAGGGGCAGGCAGGAGGCGGAGGAGGAGGUGGUGGAGGGGUGGAUCCAGAGGUCUUGGGGCCGACCCUUGAGAGGCUGUGCUUGCUGUUUGAAUCUAAAGAUUCUAAGGAGUCUUACGAAGCUCAGGUUUACCUGAAAGCACAAGUUGAUCAGCUGACUGGAAGAAAUGAAGAACUGAGAAGAGAGCUGAGGCAGGCGAGGAAUGAAGCAGAGAAGACCAGUGUGGCACUGGAUAGAGCAGAGACUAAGAUCACAAGGCUACAGCAGGACUUGAAGGACCUGCGCGACCUAGGUCAAGGAGCAGGGGUCAUGACCCUUCACCAGAUGGCCCUACCGCAGGGUCUAGCUGUGUCCAGUGCGGAGAUCAUUGCCUCUCUUAAUGAACAGCUUGUACAUUCACUUCAGGAAUUGUCUGUAAGAGAAGACCAGCUGGGGAAGUGUGAGACGGCCCUCCAGACGUACAGAAGACGCUUUGCUGUGCUUCGGCAUCAACAAGGGUUACUCUAUCAAGAAUACCAACAGAAGGUUGAUGGUUGGCAGCAGCAAGAGAAGGCUUGGCGAGAGGAGAAACAGAAGCUAACGGAUGCCGCAGACGGCCAUGAAGCGAGACACCAAGAAUUCAAUCGUUUGUUGGAAUCCUUGGAGGUGAAUGGUGACGAGCAGCAGAGAAGACUUGGUGAGGCAACAAGAAAGGUAACCGUACUGAGGGUGAACGAGAAAGCUCUGACAAGGCGCUUCACGGCCUGCCAGGAGGGGGAGGCCACUCUCAGGAAGGAAGUUAACAAGCUUCGUAAUGAGAUGGUGCAGAUGGAGAGCGCUAUCACAGAGAGGAUGGGAUAUCUACAACGACACAAGGAAGCAUCACAGUUCAAAGUGGCAGCCUUACAGAGAGCGUUAGAUGACAGUGUACCUGCAGCAGAGCUAGCCUCCGCUAACAGGCAGUACAAUGAAUUAGCCGCCAAAUACAGAGACUUACUACAGACAGACAACCAGCUGGUGACUAGAAACACUCGCAUUGACCAGCUGGAGAGUGAGAAUCAAAGACUGGAAGAUGACCUUGACAGCCUGAAGAGAGAACUGACCAUGGAGAAAGAGAAACUACAUACACUGGAACAAGCCAUGCAGGACUAUGGCAACUUACAAGAGGCUCUUGGCAAGAAAGGGGGGAGUGUCUACCCCGGCAGCGAGACGCUCUCAUUGGCUAAGAGGCUGACUACCAUGGAGAUGAAGGAGUUGAACGAGCGACAGAGGGCGGAGCAUGCAGUCCGGAUGCAGACUCAGAUGAGGAACAGUCUUCAUACGAUGGAGAUGAGAAAUACAGAGCUGGAGCAGAAGUUUGCUGAUCUGACGAGGCUGAACCUUGAGUUACAGCGCAGCGAGCAGGAGCUCCGGGAUGAACUCUCGCAGUGCGUUACCAAGGCAGCGAGUGAUGUUGACAAGAGAAACAUCACCGAGCUUGAAAGAUCAGCAGCUGCACUUAGAAAUGAGAAUGAUAAGCUUAAGGAAAUGGUUGACGUAGCCUCGUUCCAGACCAAGGCCCUCGAAGCCCAGCAGGUAUCUAGAGACAAGGAGGUCCAAUCGCUACGGCAACAGCUCCUAGACAUACAGACCCAGAGCGAUGAGAAGGCCAUUAUAGGGAAGCUUCACCAUCACAUUGUAGCCCUUCAGGUGAGCGAAGGUACAGCUGUCAGGAAGCUAGAAGCUGCUACCAUGAAGAACAGACAGCUCGAAGCCAAGGUCUUAAGAUUAGAGAAACAGCUGGAUGAGAAGGCACAGAGUCUUUAUCACUGUCAGGUCGACUCGAGAAACAAAGCAAGGCAUCUAAGAGGAACUGUUCAGGGACUGAGGAGACAGUUCAGUGGAGCAGUUCCUCUGGAAGAGCAGGAGAAGUUCUCUAAAGCUAUGAUUCAACUCAGGCUCGACAAAGAGAGAAUGGAAAAAGAAAUGAAAGUUCUGAAGCAUGAGAGGGAGAAGGUCUCCGAGCAGUUCGCUGAUCUGGAGCUUAAGCACUCUGGGCUACAGGAACUGAUGCAGACACUGAAGGACAGCAGGGGAGCAGCGAAAGUUGCAGAGUGGCACGCCAAAAUGCAAGAGACCAGACUUCAAGAUAUGAAACUCAACAGACAGAUAACCAGGCUUCAGCAACAGGUGAAGUAUUUUGAUAACAUGGUGACGACCCACGAGCAGACGGUGAUGAGCCUAGAGCAGGAGAACGUUCACAUCAACAGACAGGCGGAGGAGAGACAGUUGCUAUGGGAACAGAGAGAGGCGGAGCUUGAGAGGAUGAUUGACAACUUAGAGAGGCAGCAGAGAGAGAUUGCUGAUGCAGCAGUCAAGUUUGAGGAGGUGACAGGGUCUCUACCAGACCCUAGUCUACCGGUAGCCAAUCAGCUCGAGUACUCCAUCAGGACAAUCAAGACCCAUGUUAAGACUAUCCUGGACUCCAGGGCGGAGAUCAAGACACUACAUAAGAAAUUAUUAGAGAAGGAGAAGAGUCUUGCAGAGACCGAGAGGAACCUUCUGGCUAGAGACCGUGUUAUCAACGAGCUUCGUAUGAGAUUACCUGCGUCGUCUGACAGAGACGAGGUCAUCAAGGACGCCAUGUCUGAAGGGGUUCGCUUCAAGGAGAUGCAUGAGACGUGUGAACACAAACAGGCCCUCAGAGUAGCGCAGACUCAGAUAGAAGGCUUACAGAAUCGUAUACAACAGAAGGAGGAAGCGUUGCAGAAGUACAUUGACCUCUUAGAACAAUCAAGAAAGGAAUCGGCUGAUGAGAGCGCACAGUAUAUGACAGAGAUACAUGAUUUACAGCUCAAGCUUCAUGCUCAGAAUGAUCUAGCAUUUAACAAGUUCAAGAAAGCAGCAAUGGACCUAGCGAACAAGCCUGCCCCACCGGUCCCAGGUAGCAAGGAGUUUGCCCGCCUGCAGGAGUUAGAAGACUUGGUAGCCCAGCAGGACAAUGCUCUGGCUGCUAUGUCGGUCAAACUCAAGGCUGCUCAUACAGAGGUCGCUAAGUGGAAAGAUGUACUGAACAGGAAGACUAAAGACUUUCAGAGAAAAACAGAAAAACUCACAGCAGUGCACAAUGGCCAGGUCACAAAGCUACAAUCUGAGAUCUCCAACCAUCUCCAGACAAUCAAAGAGAAGGAGGCGGAGAUUGAACGCUUAGAGAUGGAGAUUGACCAACAGAGGGCAGCAAACUCUAAGGCGCCUACGACCACCAUGAAAAACAUGGUGGAUAGACUGAAGAAUGAGCUCUCUCUCAAAGAGAAACAACAUAAGUCACUAAGCCAGGCAUUGUUACAGCUACGAGCUGACAUGGUCGACACCGCGCAGCAGAACGCCAAGUCUCAGGCCUCUGACCAGGAGCAACAGAUCAAUGUCCAGAAGCUGAUUGAGAAGGAAACCAAGAAAUUAAAAGAUGUCCUAGAAGAGACUCAGGGGAGACUAGACCAUGCUAGGAGAGAUGUAAAAAAGUUCAAAGGUCAAGUGUCAAAUAUGACAAAAGAUCUGGAGGAGGUCAAAGAGGAGUUAGAAAAGAAGACGAAGAGAGUGAACAAGAUGGAGUCAGAGAGAGAUGAUCUAGGCCGAGAAGUAGAAGUCUUGAAGCUUCAAACAACUCAACAGGAACCAGAGAGAGAUGUAGGAGAUAUUGAUGAGGUAUCAGCGUUGAAGAGAAAGAUACGUCAUCUGGAAGCUCAUCUUAUCAGCAGCAAGAAGACCACAGAAACGGGCAGUAAGAAAGAACAGUCUGCAGUAGAGGUGGCUAAAUGGGAAGAGAGCAAGAGAUGGGAGAAGAAAGUAGAAUCUCUGAAAGCCAAAAUCAGAGAGAAAGAUAAAGAGAUCGAACAACUGCAGAAAAACAACAAGAUGAUGAAGGAGGCCCUCAAUAGGAGUGAGAGGCAGAAAACAAGCGUCCGUGGUGAAACCUUCAAGAGACCAUCAUCAGAUGAACCCUCAUCAGCUACGCUGGCUGAUAUCGAGGAUCUGAGAAGGAAGAACCAUCAAUUGGAAGAAGAGAUCUCAUCCCUCCAGAGACAGCAGGCCCUGGGCCAUGGGUCAGUAGUCCAAGACCUGCAGCAAAAGAACCAGUUCCUGAACGACAAGCUAGAGAACCUUCAGAGGAGACUUGAUGUGUCUGAAAGAGAAAGAAUCACUGCGACAGAUGAAGUUAGAACAUCAGCCAGCGCUCCUGCCUUCCGAUCAGCCUCGAGGGAGACGGAGCUCCAGCGUCAGCUCCUGGAGGUGUCGCAGGAGAACCUGGAGCUGAGGUUUGAAGCGGAGCAGGCCAAGAGGGAUGGCCCUCGCCUCAAGCAGAGGGUAGAGGACCUGGAGAGGUACAACGAGGCUCUGAAGUCUGAUCUGGAGAAGGAGAGAAAGAAGAGCAGAGCAGCGGCGAGUAAACUGGCCGGUACAUCAAGUGGUGGAACUACAAAGAAGGGUACAAGUGGGAAGUCCGUCCCGGAGCUGGAGAGAACUAUAGGCCUGAUGAAGAAGGUCGUUGAGAGGGUUCAACAGGAGAAUGAACAGCUGAAGAAAGCUCCUGGUGUCACCACUCAGACUGAGAUACAUGCACUCAAGGACCAGAAUAAAGCAUUGAAGGAGGAGCUAACGAAGAUGAAACACCAGAUCGGAGGUCAGCUCUCGACCCGAUACGAGAGCACCCAGAAGGGUGUUGUUAAGGCCAUGGCAGAGAACGAGAGACUGAGGCAGCAGCUUCAAAGGGAGGUCGACUCGGGUCAAAGGUUAAGGGUCAAUCUUGCGGAGAUCACCACGGAUAAGAACAGGUUGCAAAGACAACUGGACGAGAUUCAAGAGAAGCUAGCCAUAGAGCAGGCCAGAGGACCCAAGCUGGAAGGAACGGACAGUAAGAGUUGGAAGUCUAUCACUGUCACCAGGAUGUAUGAAGAUAAGAUGAGGGGUAUGGAGAAAGACAUGCAGAAAAAGAAUGGUGUGAUUGGAGACAUGAAGCAGCUCCUGAAGGACUCUGCCCAGAGGGAGCAGAUGAUGAUCAAAAAUAUAGGAGAGCUCAAAGAAAAGUUAAACAUCUUAGAGAGAUUCCCAGUGGGUGAAAGUGGGAUAGAAGGAGACACGUUUCAACAGCUCCAACAGACAAGAUUGACUAAUCACAGGCUUGAGAACGAGAAGGCGGAGCUUCUCAAUGAACUGAAACUAUUCCGAUUAAAGGGAGCACCGUAUGGCGAAUCAACAACCAUGCAGGAUGAUGAGUUGGUUGAGAGGCUUCAUAACUAUAACACUGUGAUGGAGGAGAACGUGAGGAUCCGUAUGGAGCUACAGACCAUGGAGCUGGACAAGGAGAGGCUCCGCAAGGAGAACGAUAAGUUGCGGAAAGAGCUGGAGCAGUUUGACCCGUCUUUCUUCGAGGAGAUUGAAGAUCUGAAAUUCAACUACAGAGAGGUCGUACAGAGGAAUGUGCAAUAUGAAGAUGAACUGAGAAACCUAGGCCAACAGUUUGGUAUACAAGUCAAUAUACCCCCUUAGCUAGUACAGUCAAACCUGUCUAUAGCGACCGCCCAAGGGAAACACAAAAAGUGGCCUUUGUAGACAGGUGGUCUU